GCCGCAGCCAUGGCCAUCCGAUACCCCAUGGCCGUGGGCCUUAACAAGGGCCACAAAGUUACCAAAAACGUUUCGAAGCCACGACACUGCUGCCGCUGUGGGCGCUUGACCAAACACACCAAGUUUGUGAGAGAUAUGAUCCGGGAAGUGUGUGGAUUUGCCCCUUAUGAGAGGCGUGCCAUGGAAUUGUUAAAGGUCUCUAAGGAUAAGAGAGCCCUUAAGUUCAUCAAAAAAAGGGUGGGAACUCACAUCCGGGCCAAGAGGAAGAGAGAGGAGCUCAGCAAUGUCCUAGCUGCCAUGAGGAAGGCUGCUGACAAGAAGGACUAAACUGGACCCUGCCAAUCUUUCCCACUUACCCAAUAAAGAUUUGACAA
Molecule: messenger RNA, 374 nt
Organism: Trichosurus vulpecula (common brushtail)
Lineage: Eukaryota; Metazoa; Chordata; Mammalia; Diprotodontia; Phalangeridae
Product: 60S ribosomal protein L36-like
Exons: 1
Coding region: 10-327 (105 amino acids)
Biological process (GO): cytoplasmic translation
Cellular component (GO): ribosome; cytosolic large ribosomal subunit
Molecular function (GO): structural constituent of ribosome
Source: RefSeq, a predicted model, not a curated record